UGUGCCACCCCUCUCUCCCUGGCCAGCAGCUCCAGUUCAGCUGAGCAGCCAGUCAGCGCUGUAUGACAGCACCAGCCAUUUCUAAUCUAAAGGCCCAUGCGUCUGCAGCACCAGUUUCAAUACGGGUGGCUGCAGAGAUAGAGCAGCUCAUGCAAGCUGUGUGGUUCCCCUUACUUCCUGUAAAACUAGCAGGGCUGAAGAAGUAGAUCGCUGUACGUUGCUUUGAACUCAUUGUUUGUCAUCUCUGCUUUUUCCUGCUUUUGCUUUAUUUUUUAGCUGCAGUGUUUUCACAGACUCUUUUCUCUUUUUGGAGGCAGUCUGAUUGGUUCCCUUCCAGGAUUCCUAUAAAACAGCUGUAUGAAAUUCAGCAACCACCGGCUGUUCUCUUUUGUACCAGAAUGACCACAGAGGUGAAUGAUUGGAUGCAGGACACAGACUACCUUCUGCUAAUCUGAUAGCCACACCUGUACACUUCACAAGCAUCCGGUUUGUGUAGGAUCACUACUUUUAACUACGACCCCCCACCUCAAAUCACAAGCUUCAAGCAAGGCUCCAGACUCCAUUACUGCAACCAACAACAAUGGCCACUCAUGGUGGCAGCCCAUCCCACCACUUUCAGCCCAUAGACUUUGAUCAAAAGCUGGAAGAGCGAGCUGUGAAGCACAGAACUCAUUGGGACAGAAACAAUGUGACGACAUGCAGAAGUCCAACCCGAGACCUGGAUACGAGAUGGGUUAAGAAUGAACUGCAUCGUAAAAGACAGCAGGAGUUUUCUAAAAGACGACCAGCUGACUGUGGCUUUGCUGCGUUGUUAUCUGCACGAACAAGGCGCAAUUUCGUUCAGGAGGAAGAGUAUGUGACGCAAACGACCACGUCAUUCAGCCGGCACUUCACUGCACGUCGAAGCACCAACUCCAUUAAGCAGGCAAUGUACACCUCUACUAUGAAUGACGAGAAUGGACCAGGACUGAAACAGGAGGGCGUUGCCGGUGUCCUUGAUUCACUCCGGCAGAGAGGAAAGGCCAAGAAAGAAAGAAUUCUUCUCAGAGACAUUACUCAGUUCACAAACAUCCAGAGGACACUACACACUGCUAGUGCUCAGACAGAGUCGGGCAUCGCCGCGGUCAAAGAGGCGGAUGUUCAGCAGUUGGCAGAAUAUUUGGAGGAGGCCUUGUACAGAGAGGAGGCUUUGAAAAAGAAGUUAGUCACCCUACAGAGAAGCGCCUCCACAUUACUGCGCUCCACUGAGUUACUGUGGAAGACUCGCUGUGAUGAAGAUGUGCUGAAGAGCAAGAUCAAAGCUCUGGAGGCUCAGCUGCAGCUCUGCAUGAAGAGGGUCCCUCAGGAUGGAGUGAAAAAGGUGAUAUUUCAAAUGGAGAAGCAGAAGGAGGAGUAUGAGCGAAAGGCCUUGGAGGCCAUUCAGAGAGCCACAGAGGAAAAAUCAGAGGCUCAGAGCCAGACGCAGUCCCUGCAGGAGGCGCUCCAGACAGCUCAAGAAGAGUCACUGCGAUGGCAGAAGCUUUGUGAGGAGCUAAGGCAAAGCUCCAGCCUGCUGAGGAACAGUCAGGACCAGUGUACUGACCAGCUUCUUCAUCUACAGAACCAGCUGGAGCGUUCCAGGCAGCAGGAAGAGUCACUGAAGGAGCAGUGUGAGGUCCUGCAACAGAAUGAGGAGACGCUACACUCCAAUAUCUCUCUCCUAGAGGAGGAUAACCAGAGUCUUAGAGAUCAGCUAGAGGAACUUACAGAUCACAGUCAUGGAUCGUGGAAUAACGUCACAGAAGUGCACAAGCAGGGACGUGUGCUGGACCAGCUUCUCAGAACUGAUAACAGCUUAGCUGAGCAGCUUCGCCAGGCUGAACUACGACUCAGUUUGAAAGAGAAAGAGUGUGUGGAUCUGAAGGCUGAGCUGGAGGCUCUGGAGCAGGAGUGUUAUAGUUACCAGAGUCGUCUGACCCAGUUUCGAGAAGAACUCAACGCACUAACCACUCAAAAGAGCAAAAGCAGGACCAAGAGACACUGCUGUGGCUCCUUUAUCUGUCUGACUCUCUUCUUAUUGAUGAUGAUGGUUGCUGUAAUGGCUGCUGUCUGGAUCUACCAUCCACCAAUCAGAGAUCAGCUGUGUGACUUUUACUCAUUCGUGGAGGAAAGAGUGGAGGACUAUCUAAUGCAGGUAGCGUCUGCACAGCAUGCAGUCUGCUUCAAACCCAUCUGACGGACACCCGGAUACCAAGAUAUGGAGACAUUGUUACAUCUACUAGUGUUUUUAAAGCUGUUUUGGCUCAUAUUUAUUGCCAUAAAUAAUAAUUUCAUUUAUUUGUUACAAUAUAGGCCCAUCAGUAAUAUGAGAGCACUUCCAACGAAAAACCAAACACAGAUUAAGCAUAACAUUAUGACCAGCUCCACUGAUCAUAUAGCAUAUCUACAUACUUUAUUAUCCUCCUUUCACCCUGUUAUUCAAUUGUCAUGACACCAUGGUGAAUAGGUAAUUCUCAGCACUGUAGUGAUUAGCACUGAUUAGCAUGGCGGUGGUGUAUGAGGUGUUAGUGUGUGUUGUUUUGACGAUAUAAGUGAAUCAAAUGCAGCAGCAGUGCUGCUGGAGUUUUUAAACACCUUAGAUUCACUGCUAAUCUGAGAAUAAUCCACAAAUCAGAGUCCUGUGGGCAGUGCUCUGUGUGUAGCGCACAGAUGAUCUUCAACUUGUGCAGCAACAGAUCCAGAGCUUCUGUCUCUGACUUUACUCUUUACUUUAUCUACAAGGUGGAGCAGCUGGUGGACAGUGAGUGGUUAAAACACAGUGUUUAAAAACUGUGACAGUGAGUGUGGAAACAAGGAGGUGGUCAUAAUAUUAUGCGUGAUCAGGGUAUUUCAUCCAUUUAUCCCUUUUAAGAGAAAUCAGUCAUUUUCUUUACUCUGAAAUGUUAUUUUAGUGAAGUUACGAAUUGAGAAAUAUAAGACUAUUAAUGUAAAAAUGACCAAAUAAUUAAAAAAAUUAGGAAUUACAGGUACGAAUGGUCGAUACGAAUGGACAUAUAUUUAUUUGUUGGAAGAGCUCAAGCAUUGUACAUCAGAUUAACAAGUCUCUCACACUCCAGCUCCUAUGGGCCUAACAGCUGAAAUCAGUUCUGUCUUUAAAUGUUUGUAUACAAACAAGGAUACAAAAUAUCAUAUGUUUUAAUGCAGUGAGUUUCUAAAGAAGUUAUACCUCCAAAUAAUAAGGUUUACACUCUGUGCUUACCUUUUUAUAUACAUUAUAUAUAUUUUCUGUACAUCUAGGUUUCCAUUGUGCCUGUUCCAUCUAUUUUGACAUAUUUUGAAAAUAAACCCAUUUAAAAAA
Molecule: messenger RNA, 3337 nt
Organism: Astyanax mexicanus (Mexican tetra)
Lineage: Eukaryota; Metazoa; Chordata; Actinopteri; Characiformes; Acestrorhamphidae
Product: TRAF3-interacting JNK-activating modulator
Exons: 15
Coding region: 581-2215 (544 amino acids)
Source: RefSeq, a predicted model, not a curated record